GGGGGGGAUCGGACGGAUGUCGAUAGUGCUGGGAGAGAUCGGACGGGUGACGUUGGCUGGAUUGAUCGGGUGCUUCCCGGCGUCGCCGGAGAUUACCGGAGCUUCGCCGGAAGUGGAGGUGAGCGUGCCCGUGGAAGUGGAUGAGCAGUGUAGCUCUUUGAUCGGAAGGAACAAUGCCUGUUCUGAAUCCGAUAGCGAGGGCUCGCCGGAGGUGGAGAGCCGGUUGAAGGGACCUCUGGAGACGAUGGAUGCUUUGGAGGAGGCGCUUCCGUUCAGGCAAGGCAUAUCAAGGUUUCCUAGAAGUAAGUCAAAGUCGUUCACUUACCCGACAGAUGCAGUGUCCCCAGCUUCAUUGGCCCAGAGACAUACUGAACCAGAGAAUGCAUGCACGCGCAAACGCAAGAAUAUAUUUCUCUUCACUGACAUGUUGGGUGAAGUUUGUAACAGCAACUUGCUGCAGAAAAUGGACGGGGGCACACCCAAGAAGCCCACCAACGCUGAACGCAGCACAGCACUGGUCAACCACUCCCCAAGCAGCAGCUCAGGGAGCAACAGCAGCAACAGCGAAGACAAGCAUGAGCCAUGUCAACUGCUUAUUCCCUGUCACCCCACUGGCUCGCUUGCCACUUCUCCUGGUACUGAUACCUCUCCACUGAGUCCUUUACCGAAAACAUUUACAUUGUCUUCAAAAUCGUUCUCGAGGACCAAUCUCUCAGCUUGUUCUAGCCCAGUCUCAUAGCAGAAAGUCAUUCAUGAUCUCUUGGUUACUAUUAUCCAUAAUCUUUUUAUCUCAUGGGUUGUGGUGGCCAAAAGCUUGAGAUAGAGUUUAUAAUUCUCCAUAGAUGCUUGUUCUUUGAUUAGGUUUGGAUAUGCCGGAACUCUGAGAAACUCAUGUAAAGCAUACAGAUCCAGUGUUUGGCAUUGUCCUUGUAAUGUCAAAUGUGAUGUUCCCACAUAUUUUCACAGUAAACUCAAACCUCUCUGAGCAAAUGUGAUUGAUAGAAAGAGAUGAUUAUUG
Molecule: messenger RNA, 1018 nt
Organism: Dioscorea cayenensis subsp. rotundata (Guinea yam)
Lineage: Eukaryota; Viridiplantae; Streptophyta; Magnoliopsida; Dioscoreales; Dioscoreaceae
Exons: 2
Coding region: 17-739 (240 amino acids)
Source: RefSeq, a predicted model, not a curated record